This is a messenger RNA of Psylliodes chrysocephalus, 375 nucleotides long. The record is from the annotation of a GenBank genome assembly. NCBI's taxonomy places the organism in Eukaryota, Metazoa, Arthropoda, Insecta, Coleoptera, Chrysomelidae.
AUGAAACUUAGAUUUGUAGACUCUUUUCGAUUUUUGUCAAGACCACUUGAUAAACUAAGUGAAACUUUGGAUUCUAGUCAAUGUAUUGAAGUUAAAAAAUAUUUCCACAAUGAAAAAGAGUUUAAUUUAAUGAGGCGUAAAGGUGUUUUUCCAUAUUCUUAUGUGAGCAGCUUUGAAAAAUUGGACGAGGAAGGAUUACCUUCGAAAGAGAAAUUUUUUGAUAAUUUAAGAGGUGAACCAAUCUCCGAUGAAGACUAUGAAAAAGCUAAAGAAAUAUGGAACACUUUUAAUUGUAAAACACUUAACGAUUAUGCGAUGCUCUACUUAAAGACUGAUGUGCUUCUGUUAGCUGAUGUAUUUGAAAAGUUUGUUUAA